Spirometra erinaceieuropaei is the source of this 1185-nucleotide messenger RNA. The record is from the annotation of a GenBank genome assembly. Lineage: Eukaryota; Metazoa; Platyhelminthes; Cestoda; Diphyllobothriidea; Diphyllobothriidae.
AUGAUUCGGGCGCUUCUCCAAGAUUACCAUCUUCGACUGCGUAAAUACAACAGGGUUUUGAGCCAGGCGGUAACAAAGUGCGUCGAACUCAUCGGUGAUGACGGAGUCGCGCAGUUGCAACAAGUGAUUAAUAAACGGGCCCGGAACCUGCGAGAAACGAGAGAUGCCGAGCUGGCGGUCAAGCUCCAAAGCAUAAGCAAAUCAUCUCAAGAGGAGAACGAAAUCCUGGUGCACAAUAUGUCCCUUAAGCAGCUGACUCCUGCACAAAUGAAAGUGCUGAGUCAUGAGGCUUGCUUCAACACCACAGACGCCGAUCCAGUCAACCUCGUGGCCACGGUAGAGUCGAUUCUCAAACAAACCGGGCAAUCCGAUGAAACAAAGCAUCUCAUUCGACAGCAGGUAGCCUCCUUGGCGAUGUCACACAAACCGCGUGCAACUAUUACCAAGGCCGAGCAGAGCGCUCUCAAGACACUGAGGGCUGACACCAGCAUCGUGAUUCUACCAGCAGACAAAGGGCGUUCCACAGUUGUGAUGGAUAUGGCAGACUACAUUCAGAAGGCCAAUGCCCUACUGGAGGACCGACAGGCGUACCUACCAUGUAACGAUGAACCGAUGAGGAGGCUGGUGACGCAACUGGACAAGACACUCGCCGACAUGCAAACGAGCAAGGCAAUAAGUAAAUCGGUACGACUGGCCAUUAAGCCAGUAGACGCGGCCGCGCCAAGGUUCUACGGACUACCAAAGGUACACAAAGCCGGGGUCCCCCUCCGGCCAAUCGUGUCAUUGCGCGGCGCACCUACAUUCAAUUUGGCCAAAUGGCUGUUUCGAAAUCUGAGGUCUCUCACCUCGGACGCGGGUACGACGGUCUGUUCAGCGACUCAGUUCCUGGAGCGGAUCAAAGGGAUGAGAUUUACCGAAGACGACGUCAUGGUGUCAUUCGACGUCACCUCUCUUUUCACCUCGAUCCCGCAAGACCUGCUCGAGAGUCAGUACGACGAGACGGACGUGACGGUAAAAAGGAGACAUCUCGUCCAAUUGCUGAGAUUCUGCCUGAAGACGUACUUUACCUUUGAAGGCACGACCUACGAGCAGGUCAAAGGGGACGCCAAUGGGAUCGCCGCUCUCGGGCUUCAUCGCAGAGGCAGUUCUCCAAAAAGGAGACACCCUCGUUUUCUCAACCUAUAA